Parnassius apollo (apollo) is the source of this 495-nucleotide messenger RNA. Lineage: Eukaryota; Metazoa; Arthropoda; Insecta; Lepidoptera; Papilionidae. The record is from the annotation of a GenBank genome assembly.
AUGUUGAACACUUUUUUGUGCAACUUUGUCAAAAAGGAGCACCCAAGUCUGAGCUCGGAUCUAAAGAGCCUUAAGCAAACUGACGUCACUAAAACAGAAAUUCAUCUCAAUAAUGAUCAAUACGUUGGUAUGGAAGCACAUGCGAUACUUGAAGAUUCAAAGACAAAAGCCCCAAUAGAAGAAGUGAACAAAUUUUAUGCUAGUUGUCGUGAGUUUUAUGUCGAAAUAGUAUUGCAAAUUCAAAAGCGGUUAAACUUGAAUGAGAAACUUUUUGAACUAUUGAAGUAUGUGGAUCCAAAAAUAGCAAGAAAUGUGAAGAAACAAUCACUGAAAGAUGAGUUUGAUAAAUUUAACUUUUUAACGACAAAAUGCAACAUGCAAAAGACAGAUAACGAAGGGAGAAAUCAAGCUCUUAUAGACUUAAAGCAUUUUGGAGUUAAAAGCGAAGAAGAAUUAAAAACAUGCCAGCUGACAUUUAUUCGAAUAAGAUUCUAA